Messenger RNA from Fusarium tjaetaba, 816 nucleotides. RefSeq names its product glutathione-dependent formaldehyde-activating enzyme. Bases 1 to 816 code for a protein of 271 amino acids. Gene Ontology annotation, molecular function: carbon-sulfur lyase activity. The transcript is spliced from 4 exons. Lineage: Eukaryota; Fungi; Ascomycota; Sordariomycetes; Hypocreales; Nectriaceae. The record is from RefSeq and is a predicted model, not a curated record.
AUGGCUGAGGAGCAGGCACCAAACAUAACAUAUCGUGGUAGUUGCCACUGUGGUGCGUUUGUCUUCGAAAUUGCCAUUCCAGAGAUCAAGUCUGUGAGGACGGUCAAGGGCUCAAUUGAAGACUUGACAAACUACACUUUCAGCAAGGGCAAACUCCACCAUAAGUUCUGCCCUCAAUGCGGCACCGCCAUCAUGAUCACCAUGCCUAAUGGUCCUCCAAACUCGAACUUUUGCUUGAACGCGCGCUCAAUUCAAGGUCUUGAUGCUUGGUCGCUAGAGCGUCAACUCAUUGAUGGAGCCUCCUUGGGGGACAAGUACGAGGCGUCGUUGUAUUCUGGAGCUCAGCCCCCGGAGCAAAUCAACGGCGGUAAUGUGUACAACGGCAGCUGUCAUUGCGGUGCAGUUCAGGUGGCCUUGGCUAGCAAGCCAAUAGACGGCACGUUUCCCGACACUAUCGGAGAAUGCAACUGUAGCAUUUGUAUCAGAAAUGCAUACAUUUGGGUCUGGCCCCACCGUGACCACGUCGUUCUACACAACGACUCUAACGACAUUGGCUGUUAUUUCUUUCAAGGCUCAACUCUACUCGCCAAAACCUUUUGCAAGAUGUGUGGCGUUCAGUUAACCAACAAGCCUGUACUUCAGUCUGAUGAAGCCAUAGCCGCCAUGUCGGACGGCGACAGAAAGCUCUACGAUAUGAUCAGCCCAUUGCACCCGGUGAACCUGCGAGUUUUUGACGGAAUUGAUCUGAACGAGAUCGUUGGAAAAGUUGAGAAACUGCCCGGUGCCGACCGCCCUCCCAAGUAUGUAAACCCAUAG